Messenger RNA from Diprion similis, 5025 nucleotides. RefSeq names its product latrophilin Cirl (gene Cirl). Gene Ontology annotation, molecular function: carbohydrate binding; G protein-coupled receptor activity. The record is from RefSeq and is a predicted model, not a curated record. Gene Ontology annotation, biological process: cell surface receptor signaling pathway; adenylate cyclase-activating G protein-coupled receptor signaling pathway. Bases 631 to 4560 code for a protein of 1309 amino acids. The transcript is spliced from 17 exons. Gene Ontology annotation, cellular component: membrane. NCBI's taxonomy places the organism in Eukaryota, Metazoa, Arthropoda, Insecta, Hymenoptera, Diprionidae.
CCAAUCACGAUAUUCAAAUGAUAAUUUAUAUUCGGAUAAUAAGUGCAUGGCUUCGAUCAAACGACAUUCAAAUUCUCACAAAUCGCUCGAAUGAUCAUGAUGCAAUAAAGAGAAUAAGAAAGGAAAAACAACGCGGAGAUCAAGAAGAUCGGCUAGCAAUUAUCGUAAUAACCCCAUUUGUAUACGAGACGUGUAAAGAAAUUUGAAAUAUUGUGAGGUGUUGCAAAGGAGAGAUCGAUCGUUCGUUUCGAGUAAAGGAUACAAUAUAUAAUAUCUCAAGUGUUUUGUGCGUGCGGAUCCGACCCUCUGCAUCUCAGUGGAAGUGCAGUUAUACGUCCUUAUUGGAUAUAAGAUAUAUAGAUUGAUAGAUAGACGUACGUUUGCUGUCUUGUCUAUCUAAUCGUAAUUUUUCGUUCGCGAAUUUAUGUUUUGUUAUCAACGUGUGGUUCCUGUUGUUGUUUGUUGUUUUGGUUUAUGAUUGUGACAGUGAAUUUUUAUGGUUUCGUUUCUGUUCAAUUGUUGUUGGUGUGUUCACCGUUUUAUUGUUGUUCAGUUAUCUUUGGAGAUUCUUCUUAAGUAACGGACUCAACGCCUCAUCAACGAUCGAGAAUAGCUGAAGCACCCCUCAGGAUGGAGUGCCGUUGGGCUCGGCGGAAAGGCCUUUUUGCAGGUUGCACACUCUUCCAUCUACUACUCCAACUACUCGUCGGUAGUCACACGGUUGCUGCGAGAAAUUCUGAGAGGUACGAUGCCGCCUACGAAUGCGAGGGAAAAACCCUGACGAUCGAGUGCGGUGAGGGUGAACUUAUUCACCUUAUACGAGCUAACUAUGGACGGUAUUCGAUAACGAUAUGCAACGAGCAUGGAAACACAGACUGGAGUGUCAACUGCAUGUCGACCAAAUCGUUCAGAGUGCUUUUCGACAGGUGUGAUCAAAAAAGGAAUUGCAGUAUCGUUGCUUCGACUUCGCAAUUCGGCGAUCCAUGUCCAAAUACGCUCAAGUAUUUGGAAGCACACUAUCAGUGUAUGUCUGCUGCAACAACCACCACCACCUCACGACCCAGUCCUCCGUGGCUCAUAACUUCGCAGCCGAGUGUCUGGAGCACCGCUAAACCGACCGUCAGGCCGAUUUCUAGAAAUACUGCACCGGUUCAGCCACCACCACCUCCAACACCACAAACGCCAGUCGUCAUUCCGACCACUUUGCCGAGUCCCACGACGACUCCGGCUAAGGCGAUUGUCGGUAACGGUUACAUCGACGAGGACGCAUCACAGCCUGGUAAUGGUCUGGGUGCUCCAGUUCCUCCAUUGAUGUCUGAAACGACCCAAGUAUCGCCAACGACCUUUUCCCCAUGGCGAACGAGUCGUCGAACAACCGUUCCGAGCACCCUUUGGCCAGAGUCAAGCUCAAAUGGACAGUGGUCAGACUACUCGCGACGCCUGUGCAAGCCAGUAAAGGCGAGAAAUCUGUUCUGGAACACGACGCGAGCGGGUGACGUAGCCGUACAAACCUGCCCUGGUGGGGCGACGGGAAUUGCAAGAUGGAAGUGCGUUGAUCAGGGUGACACGGCCGGUUGGUAUCGGGGCACUCCCGAUCUCAGCGAGUGUCGAUCCGUAUGGUUGACGGCGUUGGAGAACCGCGUGGAGGACGGUGACGUUAUUCUAAGCGUCAGCAGCGAGCUGUCUCAAGUGACCAAUAACAGCCGGGUUCUAUACGGCGGGGACAUGAUGAUCACAACGAAGAUCAUCAGGAACAUGGCGGUGAAGAUGAAGGACAACCUGAAGACCUACACUGAUCUUAAACAGCAAGAAGUUGCGGUGAGGGAACUACUUCAGGGCGUUAUCAUAACCGGUAGCAACUUGUUGGACAAGACCCAGCUUCCUUCGUGGAAGGAUUUGAGCCAUCAGGAGCAAAUGAGAGUGGCCACCUCGCUGCUCAACGGGCUUGAGGAGAACGCUUUUCUUCUGGCGGAUGCCUACGAGCAGGAGAACACGAUCGUUCAAAAAGGAGAAAACAUACUCGUGUCGAUCAGGAUUCUCGAGGCUAGGAACAUAGCCAAAGAUCUCGAAGUAUUUCCGAGCCAAAAGGUGCUCAGGGAGUGGCCUGUAUCCAACGAUCACGUCGAGCUUACGAAAGGGGCGCUUUUGGACAACAGUGACAACGGUAUCAUCCGUUUGGUCUUCAUGGCCUUCGACAGGCUCGAGGAAAUACUUCAGCCUCAAGCUGAGACCUCGUCGAUAGUCGGAAACGACGACUCUCAGUUCAGGCCGAAGAACACAACCAGAAUACUGAACACCAAGGUGAUAUCAGCGUCUCUGGGCAAAGGGAAGCACAUCCAGCUGUCGGAACCUGUUAAAUUAUACUUCAAGCAUCUGACCGUUGAAAACGUGACUAAUCCUAGUUGCGUCUUUUGGGAUUAUACGAUAAAUGCAUGGUCCGAGGAAGGUUGCCACGUACAUCUUACCAACAACACUCAUACCGUCUGCGAGUGCAAUCACCUGACAAAUUUUGCCGUACUGAUGGACGUUCACGCAGUUAAAUUGGACACGGCGCAUCAAGUCGCUCUUCAGAUCAUUACCUACAUCGGGUGCAUCAUUUCCGUAAUUUGCCUCGUCCUUGCCAUACUCACAUUCCAACUGUUCCGCGGACUCAAGUCCGAUCGAACGACCAUUCAUAAGAACCUCUGCGUCUGCCUGCUGAUAGCUGAGGUCCUCUUCGUUUGUGGUAUCGGUCAAACUGAUCAGAGAAUCGUCUGUGGCGUCGUCGCAGGACUUCUACACUUCUUUUUCCUUUGCGCGUUCGCGUGGAUGUUCCUCGAAGGAUUUCAACUUUACGUCAUGCUGAUCGAAGUAUUCGAGGCGGAGAAAUCCAGACUUCGAUGGUACUACUUGGUCGCUUAUGGCGCUCCGCUACUCGUAGUAGCAAUUUCCUGCAUCAUCGAUCCUCUGAGCUAUGGAACUGAUCGUUACUGCUGGUUGCGAGCCGACAACUAUUUCAUAUUCAGUUUUGUGGGGCCCGUGAUACUCGUUAUUCUGGCGAAUCUCGUCUUUUUAUCGAUGGCAAUUUACAUGAUGUGUCGUCACGCAAACACCGCCAUAUCUAUGAAGAGCAAGGAGCACUCGAGAUUAGCUAGCGCAAGUGGAAAGGAAGAGAAUGCUCUUCCCAACAAAUUGCAAGCGCACUUGGCCUGGCUGCGAGGAGCUAUCGUUCUAGUCUUUCUCCUGGGACUGACGUGGACCUUCGGAUUGUUGUACUUGAACCAAGAAUCGGUGGUGAUGGCUUACAUAUUCACGGUACUGAACAGUCUCCAAGGCUUGUUCAUCUUCGUGUUCCACUGUGUGCAAAACGAGAAGGUGCGGAAAGAAUACCGUAAGUUUAUCAGGCGCCAUUCCUGGCUGCCAAAGUGUCUCCGAUGUUCAAAGACCGUCUCGGGCAGCUCGGCCGGCUCUUCGGGGACCAGCGGAGGCGUCGCCGGGACGAAUGGCGGGAAGGAAUUCGCCUCCCACAACACGUCGUCAAAUCCGUCGGCACCGACGACGGACAGCUCGGGAUUGUCUCCUCACGCAGCAGCUAGCUACUUGGUGUCCGGGCGCGGUUGGGUUACGACUGACAGACAACAAUCGGCGGUGCUGCCCCCAGCCGCCUGCACAACCAAUUCUCAACGCGAGCCUCCUUCGUCGGAAGCUCAUAUCGUAGCAACGCUGCCUCACGCCCGAAACAACUUUCCCUCAGCUCCUAAUAUCCCUAAAUCUGCGACCGCCACUUGGGGACCUCUUAACAAAAACCUCAUGUGGAAGAACAUUUCUUUUAAAUCGUGUUCCCGGGAUUCCGGACACGGAGGAUCGGAGCAGGAAGACUCGCCCCGUACCCACAGCACGAUGACAUUGGGUCACGGAAGGACCCGUGAUCGAAGACUAGUCGACGACCUGGGCGAGGCGACGACGCGGUCAGGACGACGCGCGGCAUCUCCGUACAACCACACGUACACGGAGAUAAGAGACGGACGUGGAGGGCACCACCAGGUCCACGGACACCACGGACAGCACCUCCACCUUCCCCGGGGGCUGGUCACCGGCGACGACGACCCCGUAUACGAGGAAAUAGAACGCGGAGGUGGUGAAAUCCAGGUAUCCGACAUGUCGGACGAGGACGGGAGACGCCAGAGCGACAUGAGCCGUCAGUCCUCGCGGAGCUACGGCGACCAUCGUCCUCUGAUCCCGUACUCGCCGGCCAACGACAGGAACCUCAUCCACUACGGCCAGACGAUAGACAACAGAGGCGCCCCCCAGCACUGCGUCGGUAAUCCUGCCGAGUACAGUCCCGGGCAAGAUCGCAACGCGGCCAACAACUGCUGGGAGAAACUGAGACGGUACCAAGCCAGGUACGAGCUCGGAGAGCUGUCGAGACUGCCAGGGAAUUACGGACUCCCGCCUCUGCAGCAGGACCACAGUAGAACGGUGGCGGUUCUGAACGGACACACUGUAGUUUGUCAUCUUCAGCCGCAGACGGAUAUGUAUACAGGUCGCAACAUGCCGCCACCUUCCUACAGCGAGUGUUGAGGGAUUCGAGGUUUUCCUGAAGGGGUCCUGAUGAUGACGACGGUGACCGAAGUGCUUGGGUCUCGGUAAUUCUGAUGCACGGAGGUGGCCGAAACGUUUGUAGAUAUAUUAUAUAAUAGUAAAGGCGCCUCCGGAUCACGCGUUAUGGAUUAUAGAUGCACGGGCAGUCAGUCCUCUCUUAUCUCGAAACGGCUCGAAUCAAGGGCUGAAGAAAUAAUAACUUGCGGUGAUUUAUUGUGCACGCGUUAUAUGUAUAUAUAUAUAUUUAUAUAUACAUAUAUAUAUAUAUAUAUAUAUAUAUAUAUAUAUAUAUAUAUAUAUAUUAUAUUACGAGGUCUUUGUGUAGUAGUUUUCCUCCUGGUGCGCGCGUUGUUGCAUUUAUUUUAUUUAACAUUUUGUACAGUGGAUGUACGAGUGCUACAAGACUGAAGACUAGCUCAAAAUAAAAUAAAGUAAAAACAAACA